AUGUGCUCAAAUGUCGGCUGCCCCACUGACGACCGGAUGACGGCCUGUCUGAAAUCCACUGAUGCUAGGACUCUCACCAUGGCUGCUCCCCGCAUUACACAAGGCUCCCCAGACUAUCCCGGUGUGACAAACCUGCUUCUGUCUCCUGUUGUUGACGGCGACUUCCUCCCCGAUCAGCCCGCCAACUUGUUCCACAACGCUGCUGAGGUCGACUACCUCGCAGGGGUCAAUGACAUGGACGGACACCUCUUCACCUCACAGGACAUUCCUUCCCUUGGUGACAAGAAUCAAGAGACUCCCGUGUAAGGCUGCUUUGUCUUCAGAGGGAAGGCAUUUUGUUUUGUG
Messenger RNA from Anarrhichthys ocellatus (wolf-eel), 345 nucleotides. RefSeq names its product bile salt-activated lipase-like. Bases 1 to 306 code for a protein of 101 amino acids. The record is from RefSeq and is a predicted model, not a curated record. The transcript has 3 exons. Lineage: Eukaryota; Metazoa; Chordata; Actinopteri; Perciformes; Anarhichadidae.